This is a messenger RNA of Xiphophorus couchianus (Monterrey platyfish), 2345 nucleotides long. It is a transcript of the gene adprs, whose product is annotated as ADP-ribosylserine hydrolase. The transcript is spliced from 6 exons. Gene Ontology annotation, cellular component: nucleus; mitochondrion. Lineage: Eukaryota; Metazoa; Chordata; Actinopteri; Cyprinodontiformes; Poeciliidae. The record is from RefSeq and is a predicted model, not a curated record. The coding region runs from base 143 to 1294 and encodes 383 amino acids.
ACGAUCUGAACCUUUAACCGGAAGCUAAACAAGGUUCCGGAAGCAUUUCGCUGCAGGAGUUCAACUGACAUUUGUUGUCAUCGGCCCUUCUCGCUGUCAUAUAGUAAAUAUUUCACCGGAGGUAGGACGAAGGCGCGGAUGAAUGGCAAUGAUGGCAGUGAGAGCAGCGGCCUCGGCUGCGGGAACCCCGGCGUCUAUGUCCCGCUUCAGGGGAGCGCUGGUGGCGGCUGUGCUGGGAGACUGCGUCGGUGGAGAGUUUGAAGGAGCGGAGGAGGUUCCAAUGGAGACCGUACUGCAGCACCUGAACGGCCUGGAAGAUGAAACUAAAGGAAACUGCGUCCUUGAAUACAGUGAUGACACUGCGAUGACGCGUUGUGUGGUCCAGUCUCUUCUGAACCGGUCUGGAUACGAUCAGCAGGACUUGGCCCGCAGGUUUGCGAAGGAGUACAGUGCCUCCCCUGGCCGAGGUUAUGGUUCUGGAGUGAUCCAGGUGUUGAAGAAACUUGCCUCCCCCCAGCUUGUUGACGUUUACCAACCAGCAAGGGAUCAGUUUAACGGUCGGGGCUCGUUUGGAAAUGGCGGGGCAAUGAGAGCAGCCCCCUUCGCGCUGGCUUUUCCUAAUUUGCCUGAUGUUAAACGGUUUGCCUGUCUUGGUGCCAUGCUGACACACUCCUGCUCUCUGGGUUAUAAUGGAGCUGUCCUGCAGGCAAUGGCUGUUCAUCUGUCCCUCCAGGGGGCGCUCUGCCUGCCUCAGCAGUUCAUAAGUAGGCUGAUAACAGAGAUGGAAGAAGUGGAGGGCGAGGAGGAGGCUCUUCGUGAUGCCAGAAUCCUAAAAGAAGCAGAAAAACCAUUCUGUGAGCGUCUCCACAGAGUCAGAGACUUGAUGGACAGAAAUAAAGUGAGCAUAGAGGAAGUCAUUUCUGAACUCGGAAACGGUAUCGCAGCUCUACACUCUGUCCCCACUGCCAUCUUCUGCGUCCUCCACUGCCUUCAGCCACGGGACUACCUUCCAGAGAGCUACGGAGGCCUGGAGAGGACAAUAGCGUACAGUUUGGCCCUGGGAGGUGACACAGACACCAUAGCCUGCAUGGCCGGGGCCAUCGCUGGGGCCCACUACGGAGUCGAGGCCGUUCCUCAGAGGUGGAUGAGGUGCUGUGAGGGGGCGGAGGACGCUGACAUGAAUGCAGCGCGGCUUCAUGCGCUUUACCACCAGACGUCACAAGGGAGCAGAAGUAAGUCAGAGAGCUGUGAGGACAAAUCGGAGUCAAAUGGGACUGAGAAGAAAAAGGACUGAUGUCAUCAAAGACGAUUUCACUGUGUUUGGAUCCAGCCAGUGUUGAGAACUGCUAAGUUGGUGUAGAGAAGUGCUUGUUUUUAAAACUGUCCACUUGUGGUUUGUCAAGUGACUGAAUAUAAAGGUGAGCAAGGUCAUAUAGAAACUGGACGUCCAUAUCGUAAGCUCACCUGUUUUAUGCUGAAUAAUUUUUUGUCACUACAAAUUGUCCAUCAAUGUUUUUUCUCCUUUAGACGAUUAGUAAACCUUUAAAAACCCUAAAUCUUUGAGUGUUUGAUUUGAGCCAACUAGAAAUUGCGUUUUACCUAAAAAUCAACAUAACUCAAUGUAGUUAUUUAACGCCACAUUAGUAAUAACGUCAGCUGUGACAGAGCUAGACUCCCAAUUUAAACCCAUACAGUAUCUGAGUCUUAUUUUGAAACUCCAAGUUAAAACCUCUUCCUUUUAUGCCAUUUAGAAAAAUGGAAGAACUUGCUAUGCUGCUGAAGAUUUACUCAGCUGCUGAAUUUACACAGGCUUUAGUCAUGAUGGAUCGAUAUGAGACAGAAAGACCUACUGAGAAGCUAAAGAAAAAUGGAGCAAGUGGUUGCUAUGGUGAUUCCCGCUAUUUCUGUGACGCAGGCCACCAUUCUUUUCAUCAGAGAGGCAGACAGGAAGAUGGCCCUCAAUCUAACUGCAGCUGUGGGAAAACUAUAAAUUGCAUCCAACAAAUUUAAUUGUAGGUUGAAACAGUUGAGGGCUAAAUGGUUAAUUUUAUCUUUCUUCACCGUUUUAUGAUGGAGAUUAAAGAGACUUUAGAUCCCACUCUGAAAGAAAAAUUCAAAGGUGGUACAGAGUGAAAUGUGCGCUCUGUGGCAAUUUAACAGAAAACUAUAAGGCCUUCUGCAGAUGAAUAUGAAGAUAAAUCUGGGCAAGAAAGUAGAGUCAAAAUGUUUUUGAAAAUGUCCAUAAAAAGUGAGUGUUAUUUCAUUGUACUCUAACAGCCAUUCUGCAGCAAAAUCUGAAAAUUUGUACACUUGUACAAAUUAAAAGUCGUUCAAAUGGACAUACA